This is a messenger RNA of Strongylocentrotus purpuratus (purple sea urchin), 5461 nucleotides long. RefSeq lists its product as uncharacterized. NCBI's taxonomy places the organism in Eukaryota, Metazoa, Echinodermata, Echinoidea, Camarodonta, Strongylocentrotidae. The transcript is spliced from 7 exons. The coding region runs from base 39 to 1694 and encodes 551 amino acids. Gene Ontology annotation, cellular component: cytoplasm. The record is from RefSeq and is a predicted model, not a curated record. Gene Ontology annotation, molecular function: protein kinase inhibitor activity. Gene Ontology annotation, biological process: negative regulation of protein tyrosine kinase activity; intracellular signal transduction.
UCCGAUCUCACUGAAGAAGGUCGACUGUCGUGCUAUCGAUGGUCGCUAGUAUGGCUGAGCUAUGUGAGGAGGAAAUAGAUCCCAGAAUAAAGGAGGAACUUGAGAGAUUGAAUUCAUCUACAGACCAAAUCAACUCCUUGGAACUACAGCUCGAUGAAGUACGAGCAACAUUUCGUCAGGCUCUUACGGAGUCAACUCACAAUCUCAAUGAUGUCUCUAAGAAAAUUGGAAGCGCGAUAGAAAAGGCACGGCCUUACUAUGAGGCGAGGCAAAAGGCUAAAGAGCUCCAGCAGGAGACCCAGAAGGCCGCCCUGCGCUUCGACCGUGCAUGUAGCAUGCUGACCGCGGCCAAGGAGAUGGUGGACCUGGCCGAGCAGGGCCUCUUCCAGGAUGGACGCACCUUCGAUGCCAACUGGCAGGAGAUGCUCAACCAUGCCACCAUGAAGGUUGGUGAGGCUGAGAACGAGAGGACACUUGGUGUACAUGAGCAUCUCAGCACGGCUGCCAACUUCAACGAUGCAGAGAGGGAGGUUAAGAGACUUCAGAAAUCACUACGCACCGCCAUCAAUAAAUCAAGGCCAUAUUUUGAGAUGAAAGCUUCAUUCAACCAGAACCUUGAGAUGCGCAAAAGAAGAGUUAGUGAGCUAGAGAAGGAUGUUGCAGGUGCAAAGAGAGUGUAUUCAAAUGCCCUGCGGAAGUUAGAACAGAUCAGCGACCAGAUCCAUGAGCAACGUCGGACGUCUGCGUCCAAACUUGGCCAAAGAGAAUCGGGGGUAGGUGCGGAAGCCUCGCCCAUCAUUAGCGAUUCGCCGUCGCCGUCACCGUUUUCGCCCGGUCAUAAUCGGAACCUCUCAGUGGAGGUGAAGAAGAUUGACCUGGUCAUCAAGCAGCAUCGAGACUGUGAGUCGCCUCGGCAACGCUCCAAGGACGACAUGGAUCUGUCCCCGUCAAGGUCCUACAAGCUUCCGCAGAGGCCUCUGAGCUACUGCGAGGAUGCGAAGGCACCCGACCCACAUUCCAUACUGGCAUCGUUCCAGUCGACCGAACACCUUGACAAUAUCUCCGACACGCUGAGCUGUCUGUCGGAGCCCGCGGUGGACUUCGACGAUGACGAGGAGUUUGACAGCGGAUUGGACACGCUGGCCUCCAGGACAAUGAUGUCCUUGACAUUCACAGGGACGGAAGGGGACGAGAAGGGAAGUGAAGAGCAGGAAGCAGAAUCAUCGGCUCUUGGGGAAGGUCAAGAUCCAAAUAAAAGACUGGUAGGGGAUGUAUCAGAUCAAGCUCCUGCAGGAGAUGGAAGCGACACGGAAGACACUGCGGUUGUCGUAGGUGGAGAGACUCCAGACGUUGCAGGAGACGGAGCCGAGGAUCGCACCCUGAGGCAACACCAAGAAGACGAUACGGGUGAAGCCGAUGAAGGUUGCGCAGUUGAAGAAGACUGUCCUACAGAGGACCAGGGAAGGAUCCAUCCUGCAGGUCAAGCCAAAGCUGAAGAAACGAUCAACAAGGAUACAGCCAUGGUUCAGGAGAAUGGGUCUCCUAGACCUCAAGAUGCAGAUAAUAUUGAUGACGUAGGCGCUAAACAGGAGACAGAAGACCAAUUGGAGGACGACGAAUUGUUUGUGGAAGAAGAGGACGAAGAGACAGUAAAGCUGACGGUGAAUGAAGAAGAGGAGGAGACAUUUGUGUGAGGUUCUUCGAGCUAUUCGUUUUCCAUCAGGUACAUGUAAUAUGUUUACUUGCCAUGUGUGUUGUAGACCAGAGAUUUGUCCUGUGGAAGUUGACGUGUGUCAUGGUGUGUUCUCUACCAUCAACCUUGUUUGUGUGUAUUCCAAAAUGUGUGUAUUCCACAAUCUGCAAGACUUAUUCUGCAAGACCUGAUAUGUUUACUCAAAGUUAGAAGGGUGUCAACUCUUAUAAUUUUACCUAGAGUUGAUGUCAUUCUCUUUGAGGCAGACUAUAUGUCAGUGCAAUUACUUGGUUCAAUAUUUAGACAUAAGUUAUGAUAAUUUCACCUUGAAGUUGAAAUCAUAUUCACUGAAUUUUUAACAAUAUCCCUGAAAAGUACUGCAAAAUUGUUGUAAUAUUUUUAAAUUUCUCUCUCGUUGACCUGUAGGAAUUUCCCUACGUGCACACAAAUAUCAGUAUUUGAAGAAAUCCCCUUCUAUGAGUAGGAUGUAAAAGUGUUACCAAGUAAUCCUAAUAAUAAUUUGCUUACCAUCAGACUCUUCUUGUUUUUUUGCCGUGUUAAAGUUCAAUGAAAGCAGAAAAUUAUAAUCUCGACAGGAAUUUUCUUUUUUUCAAGACAUUUAUAACUAUAACAUCUAAAAUAUGUGUUUCGUUUUCACCUUUAAAGUAAUUUUGUAUCACAAGUAUGGACAAAGAUUUAUUAAGAAGAAGAAAAAAGGAAGAAAUUUGUUCAAUGACAGCAGAAAAUUAUUACAUAGACAGGAAUUUUUCUUUUUUUUCAAGACAUAACUAAAAUCUUAAAUUUGUGUUUCGUUUUCACCUUUGAAGUAAUUUUGUAUUCCAUCUCUGCUAUUCACAAGUAUGGGCAAAGAUUUAUUAAGAAGAAGACAAAAAAGGAAGAAUUUGUUUCUUAAUUAGUUGCAAGAGUACCUUUUGCUAAAUGAAAAGUAAAAAUCUGUUUUAUCAACUUUACAUGUAUCAAUCUUCUAACUCCAAAUAAUACUGUGAUUUACAAAUUUAGUAUCUGGCAAUUUUGCUGAUACAUUCAUAUGUGAGAAACUGCAUAAUUUUACAUUCAGGUACUUUUGGAUUUGCAUAUUUUAUUUUUUUCACAGAGAUUUGUUCUAUAAAUUUUGGUUCGAGAUAAGUUGUGUAUACAGUUAUAUAAAAAGGAGAACUCUUAUUUACACAUUCAUAUUUUGUAUUCUUUCUGGAAACAUGAUGUGUUUUGUAAAUUUUGAUCCGGAUAUGCAUCUAUAUACACACUGUUAGUGUACAGGUACGGGAAUAUGUGGGUCAAUAUUUCUUUGAUUUAGCUUCAGGGGAAUUUAGCCGUGUCAUAUUCACUGUAGAACAUGUGCAUUAGUGCUGGCAAUGUUGCUGUUUUACAUGUUUAUAUAUUAUAUAUAUUGACCAUGUACAUUCAGAAUAUAUUGACAUUCAAAAUAUAUCAUACAUGUUUGCAUGUUCGUGUACUUGUGGAAGAAAUACCGUACAAAUAUGUAAUUUGAAUAUAUGUUUGUGUUCAUUCAGGGUUCGUGUCACGUGUGCAUCCGUUUUAUUCCAAAAGUGCAUGUAUCAUAUGUAAAUAAGACACAGAAUAUUUAUGAAAACAUGGAAUUUUAAAAAUAGAGAAAAUUAUAAUAAUCAAUAGAAAGAAUCAUUAUAAUAGCUUUGGUGAAUUGGUAAUUGUAUACUUGUAACUAAACAACUUGAUUAUAGUGAACAUAACAUUAGUGAUUAUAUAUUAUAUUUUGUGGUUAUUUUCUUAUGCUUAAUUUGUUUGUUUUAAACUGCAUUGCAUGAGCUCUCUCUGCUAUAUGCUAUGCUUGCAUGAAGCAUACACACUUCUCUGUGUAUGCUGAUUUACAUGUAGAUAUUUAACAGUAUUAUCUCAAAGGCUGAAUGUGCUUGGCUGUUUGUGUUUGUUUCCUCAGCCACUUUUGACAAAUUGAAACAAAAUGUAUUUUCUUUUUACUUUAUUUUUUUGUUCAAUCUUACGCAUUCAUUUUUUGCACCGCUGUAAGUUAAUUAAAAUGUGUGGUUCAGGUUGUUGAGAGCUUUAUAUUUUCAUGAAAAAUGCUGAAAUCACAUGUAUGGUUUAAAUUUCAGUCAUGCACACUUUUGUCCCACUGUUUGAUUUAUGUACCUGUACAUGUAUUUUCCCUCCAAUGAGCAUGUAUUUCCCUAUUUUAGCACAAUUACCAAACCAUAUUUUGCAUAUUUAUUAAUAUUUCAACAUCAUAAUUUGUAUUCAAAGGAAGGUGCACCCUCUUUAUUUCAGUGGGAUAAAGCCUACUGCACACUGUAUACUCUGACAGUGAUCCAAAAUUUGAAGAAUUUGCCAUUUAUCUUUUAUGAAAACAUUCAAAAAUAUGAAAUCUUAUUGAUCAAGGUUCGGAAUAGUCAUUGAAUAGUCAAAUUGAAAUUUUCAUAAUAUUUAGAAUUGGAUCAGUUGGAUUGUAUAGUGUGCAGUGGGUCAAAAAAAUAUAUUGCACCAUUUCAUCAUUUUUAAGUUUUAACUUUUUGCAUUAAACAUGCAAUGUGAGUGAAAAAUAAUAUAAAAAAUAAACUCAUAUACCAGCUGGUUGAAUCUGGUUUUCCUGGUUUCUUACUGUAUAGCAUGAGCUACAGUUUAGAUAUUGUGAACAAAUUUUACAAAAUCAAACAAUCUUCAUUAUUAUGCCAAAUUCUGAUACUCUUUUUUUUUUUUAGUUUGCUGUGUACUUGUAUAUAGAAAAAUUUUCUAUAGGAAAAAAAAGACAAAGUUUAUUUUCAAUAGAGAUUCAAUAAUUCUAGUUUGUGAUACAAAUGCUAGUUGAAAUGCCAGUAUUUAUUGUAUAGGAGGAAUAUUGAUCUAGACUUCAGUGGCCAGCUUCUGACCGGAGCCCCCUAUACUUGGUGAAAUUCUGAAAAAACUUUAGUCAUGUUGCACUUAGAUAUUUUUUAGUGUGUCAACCAAGUAAAAGUUGAUGCACCAUACUAACCUCAAUAUAUUGUAAUAAUAGUAAAUUUUAGAAGUAUAGAAGUACACUGUAUAUUGCCCUCUUUACCUGUGGACUGAUUGUGUAAAAUGCCAAAUUUUGCUGCAUUCUGUAAAACUGAAAACAUUAGCACACAUGAAAUGUUCGCAAAAUUUGUGAGCGGUUCUGAUGGUGACAGUUUCAUUCUGGGAAAUAAUUGAAUCAUGAUCGACACAAGUCUAAUUUUGCAUUUCAUAAAAAGCUUCUAUUCAUGAAAAUGGCCAUCCUUGACAGUUUGCUGGAGUUUCAUGUUUGCGAAUGGUUUCUGGUAGUGCAGUAAUUGUAAGCCAAAAUCCAAUAGUAAGAAGAUGUUGAAGUAAUAAAACAAUAAUUAAAUGUAUGAGUGCAUGUUAUGCAUGUACUAUGUUUCGAUGCACCAAUAAUGUACAGGUGUACGUGAAGGGUCAUUGUCUGAAAUAUGAACCGUCAAACCUGCUUUAGUGACCACCUGUCUAAAAGGGCCACAUUUUUUGUUUCCCUUGAAAAUUGUUUCUCAGUGAAACAUGUACUAAAGGAACCUGUCUACAAAGACCACUCUUUUUGUUUCCCUUGGGCGGUCGCUAUAGACAGGUUUGACUGUAUUAUUAAUGCUACCCUAGCCCCAUAUUAUGGUAAAUGUGAAAUAGAAUACAGUUUUGCACUAUAUUUGUGUGAUAUUAUGUGACUAUUAAUAAUUUGCUGCAACAAAAAUUCAGUGUAUGCUGAAAUGUUUGCCCUUUCUUUUCAUGCAUAUUACAGUACAUAAU